CGCACGAAAAACAGACAACUCAAGCAUCGUUAUCUGUUUUUGGAUUAUGUUCUUAAUAGAUUCUCUUAAACUGUAGGUUUAACAUCUCUGCCUCCUGCGAUCUCUUGUCAGCGAUCUUGUUGAAGUCAAACUCUCUGCGUCGCCUCUCCAACAGGAAAAGAAUAUGCGCAAACUGAAGACCUUAAAUGAAAUGACGCAGCUGAGAGCGUCUGGAUUCGGUCAACAGUGGCCAAGACACGGACUAAAACUCUUAUACUGGUUUGCUCAUGACUGUGUUUAUUUUGAUACCAACAACGAAAUGCUCGCCCAGUGUGAACCAUUCAGCGGGGACUUUGGUUUCCAUCUGUUUCAGAAUAGAUCUGAUGAAAACCUGCUCCCUUUUUCAGAUCUACCAUACUAUGAAGUAGGGAAUUUAAACUCACGUGGCGCAAACCAGCUGCCCCAUUACGUCAGGAAGGAUUACACUGGGGUUCAUGAUGAUAGCAACGUUGACCGCAUCAUUGUUAGUGUUGACGAUGAAGAGUCGUUUGAUAAAGUAUACAUCACAGAACACCAUGAUACGUCGACCUUUAAUCACGAACGCACCUACCGCAUUAGUAGAGGACUACUUAUCAUUAUCAGAAACAUGGAUCUUGACACGUUCUUGGAGCAGGCAGGAUCAGCAUCAAAGAGACCAAACAAUCAAGACUAUGUGGUUAACAUUGAAUCAGGUGCGAAGAAUACUGGUUCCAACACAAAACCAACAAGACCUCCGGAGAGCCGAUCUGGCAGCAGAGGAUUCUGGGAAAGAUUCUGCACCAUACUUUAG
Chanos chanos (milkfish) is the source of this 808-nucleotide messenger RNA. RefSeq lists its product as uncharacterized. NCBI's taxonomy places the organism in Eukaryota, Metazoa, Chordata, Actinopteri, Gonorynchiformes, Chanidae. The coding region runs from base 164 to 808 and encodes 214 amino acids. The record is from RefSeq and is a predicted model, not a curated record. The transcript is spliced from 2 exons.